This is a messenger RNA of Vidua chalybeata, 1605 nucleotides long. RefSeq names its product adenine phosphoribosyltransferase (gene APRT). Gene Ontology annotation, cellular component: cytoplasm. The coding region runs from base 79 to 681 and encodes 200 amino acids. Gene Ontology annotation, molecular function: adenine phosphoribosyltransferase activity; AMP binding; adenine binding. The record is from RefSeq and is a predicted model, not a curated record. The transcript is spliced from 5 exons. Gene Ontology annotation, biological process: adenine salvage; AMP salvage. NCBI's taxonomy places the organism in Eukaryota, Metazoa, Chordata, Aves, Passeriformes, Viduidae.
UGCUAAUGGAAGAGGAGACCUGAACUCAUUUGGUGGAUUUUGCAUGGCCAAACAACAUUCAGCAGCAGGAGAUGGGAGAUGGGAGCUGUGGGAGCUCCCUGCCCUGCCCAGGGCUCGGGGACACCAGGAGCUGUUGGUCCAGGACCUGGGGCUGUGUUAUUGUCCCUCAUCCCAACCAACGGGUUUAACAAACACAGAACGACUCCAGGAGUUCACACGAGCGAUAUCAGCCCCUUGCUGAAGGAUCCUGUGGCCUUCAGGACUCUGAUUGAUCUUCUGGAGGAUCAUGUGAGGGCGUCUUUCCCUAAAGUCGACUUCAUUGUGGGCCUGGACUCCCGUGGGUUCCUCAUCGGGACCCCGCUGGCGCAGAGGUUGGGGAUCGGCUUCGUGCCCGUGCGGAAAAAGGGGAAACUGCCCGGUGCCACCGAGUCCAUCUCCUACAGCCUGGAAUACGGCAAGGCUGAGCUGGAAAUCCAGAGCGAUGCUGUGGAACCAGGGCAGAAGGUGGUGGUUGUGGAUGACCUGCUGGCAACUGGAGGUACCAUGCGUGCUGCCUGCGAGCUGCUGAAGAGGCUGAAGGCUGAAAUCCUGGAGUGCCUGGUGAUCAUAGAGUUAAAAGCCCUGAAAGGGUCGGAAAAGCUCAAUUCCAUCCCUUUCUACUCCCUGCUGCAGUAUGACUGAGGAGGAGCAGGGAGGAGAGAGCACUGGGAACAAAUCUGGGGCUUUAUUUAGUGACUCUGGAUGUCACAAGGGGGUGGGGAAGGGGGCUAAACACAGCAUGGCCAGAUGCUCUUCAAUCCUAAAUUUCCCAAGCACUGUGUUGAGUGUAGUGAUCCCUUUUUGACGUUCAUCCUUUUAGGAAGAAGGAACAGGCUGAUUGUCUGAUUGACCAAGAUGCAGCCUCACUGAAUCUGUGGUUUUUAGGAGACCAAAGCGAUGACAUUGCUGCUGAGGCAGGAGAGCUCUGACAGGGCACCAGCAUUCCCUGGGCUGGGCCUGUCAGCCUCCAAGGAACCUGCUAAGAAAUUCCCAAAGAAACACAGGGAAUGGGCAAAAAGCAAUUCUUUCUGUAAGGGACAAAUCCUGCUGUAUUUGACCUCAGGAUGGGCUGGCUGCUCCGUGCUGUCACUCACACCAGAACAGGUUGCUCUUACACCAGGGCUGUGCUUGUUCAGGUGAAUGAAGUGCCUGCUGUGUCCUUAGAUCAGGAUGGUGCUGGUGUGGGAUGAGCCCACUCAGUGUUUUCCUUCCCUGGAGACCACAGGCACCUUUUGUUCAGCAGGAAUUCCCCAUCUCCUGCACCACAUCCCACUCCCCUGCUGCUGCUUCCCCUCUGCUGGGCUGUUCUGGGCCAUCAGGCUGCUGCCAGCUCAGAGCCUGCCCUUGGUGCCAGCUGAGGCCACAGGAGAGGUGUUGCAGUGGUCUCAGGUGUGUGAGGGGUGGGGUUGGAGAUGCUUCCUCCAGCACAGUUCAGUUUGGUCACAGCUAAAAUCCCUGUGUGCCAAAACUUCCACAAGCCUGAAAACAUCAGGGACUGUGUCCCUGGCCCAGCAGGGACUGGACUCACAGGUGAAAUAAAUAGUGAUGUAUUUUUGUAUUUCCUAA